This is a messenger RNA of Alosa alosa (allis shad), 2734 nucleotides long. It is a transcript of the gene ptpn12, whose product is annotated as protein tyrosine phosphatase non-receptor type 12. Gene Ontology annotation, cellular component: nucleus; cytoplasm. Gene Ontology annotation, biological process: peptidyl-tyrosine dephosphorylation. The record is from RefSeq and is a predicted model, not a curated record. Lineage: Eukaryota; Metazoa; Chordata; Actinopteri; Clupeiformes; Clupeidae. Gene Ontology annotation, molecular function: non-membrane spanning protein tyrosine phosphatase activity.
GUUCUGUUAGAGAGUUUAGUUGGUAAUGUGGCACAGCCGAGCCAGGGAGGCGCGAGCCGGUGUUUGUUUUUAUUAUAAUAGCUAUUAUUACAUUUUGCGGGGGCUCGCGUAGGAAACUGGAGGACGAGCGAGACUGUGCGCGAGUAUUUGGAAUCGCGCAGGCCUUUGUUUGGGAGGACGCGCGAGUAUGGGGCGAUGAAGACGCUGGAAUGAUUGUCCCUGAAAGGAUUCCUUAAAUAUUUAUUUAUUUAUUUCCCCCCUCACUGUUUUGGAGUUUGGAUUUCACUACAUUUCCUUUGGAGCGCAUCAGCUCGGGGCGCGAGGAUGGACCAGGCCAGUAUCCUGAGGAAGUUCAUCCGGGGGGUCGAGGCCAUGCGAACCGGGGAGCAGCAGGGAGAGGACAACUUCGGAACCGACUUCAUGAGGUUACGGAGACUAUCGACCAAAUACAGAACAGAGAAGAUCUAUCCAACCAACGUGGGAGAACGAGAGGAGAACGUCAAGAAGAACAGAUACAAAGACAUACUGCCCUUUGACCACAGUCGAGUACGAGUGACGUUAAAAACAUCCAACCAGGAUUCAGAUUACAUCAAUGCAAACUUCAUCAAGGGUAUGGAGGGUCCAGAGACGUACAUCGCCACCCAGGGUCCACUGCCCAACACAAUCAUCGACUUCUGGAGGAUGAACUGGGAGAACAACGUCACUGUGAGUACCGUGUGUGUGUGUGUGUGUGUCCUUGUGUCUUUGAAUCAGUGGUUGUGUAAAAAGUGUGAGCGCUAUUUUCCGAUGUUUGGUGACGAGCCAAUGACCUUCGGCCCAUUUAAGAUCUCCUGUGAAUCUGAACAACCCAGAACAGACUACUUUAUCCGCUCACUCACAGUGGAGUUUGAGAACGAGAGCCGUAAACUGACCCAGUUCCACUACAUCAACUGGCCGGACCACGACGUGCCGUCGUCCUUCGACUCCAUUCUGGACAUGAUCGGACGCAUGCGCGAGCACCAGCAGCACGACCCCACGCCCAUUUGCGUCCACUGCAGUGCGGGUUGUGGUAGGACUGGAGCCAUAUGUGCUAUUGACUACACCUGGAACCUACUGAAAGCUGGAAAGAUUCCAGAAGACUUCAACGUGUUCCGGCUCAUUCAGGAGAUGCGGAACCAGGCCGCGUCCGCGCUGGCGCAACCGCUGCGCGUACAUUACACACACACACACACACACACACCGCCCCCUAAACCACCCCGCAUACGCAGUGGCCAGACAGAGGGGGACGUGCGCGAGGAGAUCCUGCAGCCGCCCGAGCCACGUCCAGUCCCGCCGAUCCUGACGCCAUCGCCUCCCGGCCCCAUCCCCACCGCCACCAACGCCUCUCCGCCAACGCAUCAACUCGCCAAUCGCCAAUCACAGAGCCCCGAGGAGGAGAGGAGGGCGGAGCCGGACCAGGCAGAGCCCACUAGCCCCUCCCCCGAGUGCGGCUGCGGAGCUAAGCUGAGCAUCGUGAUCAAGAAGGUUCCGCUGCAGGAGGGCCCGGUCAGCUUUGCACCGGCCGCCUCGGGGUCAGGGGUCAGCGCUGGGGGCGUGCUGCAGAGAAGCCACGCCUUCAAGGCACGGGGCUCCUCCCCUGGCAACAGCAGCCCUGCCCCUAGCAACAACACCUCCAGCUCCACCCUGUCGGAGGACGAUGGUCCCGCCCCUCCGCGCCCAAACCACCUCCCAUUGGUGGAGAGGGAGAAGGGGGGACAUGCCCCCUGGGCACAGUCUAGCCCCACCCCUGAGCAAACACACACACUCUCCAACACACACACACACACACACACACACCCCGUGGCCUUGAGCUUCACCAACCCCCUGCACUCCGCCCACUCAGACACUGAGGCCGACGCCUCCUCCCCGCCCCACUCCGCUGUCUCCACGGCAACCGGCUCUGUGUCGCCCGCCCCGCCAGGUGAUGCACGCCGGGUCAACUCCCUCUCUAUCGCCGGCCAAUCAGCAACCACGCAAUCAAACAGUGACCCGAGCGAGGAGUCGCCCCCUCCUCUCCCAGAGCGGACCCCCGCAUCCUUCCUCUUGCCCUCAGACCCCACAGAGCCGUUGGGAUCCGCUGGUUUGGCUCUAUGGAGAAGCAGCCCAACUGACCAACACACACGCCACAGUCCUGAGGGGGCGACCAGUAAACAGUCUAAAGCAGUCACUGAUGCGGGUGCUAAGAAAGCUUUGUCGGCAGAGGCAUCAUCAAGCCCCUGCGAAUCAGCAGAAGGGCCAGAGCCUAGCCCAGUGAUUGGUCAGUGAGGAUGAAGGAUGAAGGCUCUCUUAGCCAGUCACAGUCCAGCACCAGUACACUGCUAGCCAGUCACACUCCAGCAUCAACACUCUAAGCCAAAUAACUGCAUCUCAUUAGUCGUCUCUAGCCAAUCAUGGCUCUGCAACAGCACUCUCUUAGCCAAUCACAGCUUAGCUCCUUAUAAGGCACGUUCCAUUUCAAACUUACAACACACACACACACACACACAUUCUCACUUACUCUUACUCACACACACACACACACACACACUCCUCUUUAAAACGUUAGAAUGCUGUAGUGGUCCAGACGAGUGUAACGCUGCGUGGUGAUUGGCUAUAUGGUGCGUAUAGGCAACGCUGCGUUGUGAUUGGCUAUAUGGUGCGUAUAGGCAACGCUGCGUUGUGAUUGGCUAUAUGGUGCGUAUAGGACCAGCUCCCUCACAGACGCUCCACCUAACUG